CGAGAGACCCCCAGUUUCUCAGGACAUCUUGGCUUUUGCUUUUCCGAAGACCUUCUGGGGAAAGCAUAUUUCUCAUCUGUGAUAUUUUUCUUAAAUUGCCUUUUUCGCUUCAGGAAAUUAAUGUUUUCCUUUGGAUGUUUUGGCAAUGACUGUGUGAAUUAAAGGCAUGCUAACAUUUCCCUCCCUAAAUUGUUAAAAGCUAUGGACGGCAGGAAGAUGGAGCGCUUCUCUUCCAGUGUGAUUUUGAUCAUGGCCAUUUCCAGAGCAUUUGAACUGGGAUUAGUUGCUGGGUUGGGCCACCAUGAACUUGCACGUCCAUCUGAGAAAGACCUGGCCGCCAGAGAUGAUGGCAUUCGGUCCCAUGAGGAGCCUGCAAUUCAUCCUCGGUCUUCCCAGUUUGUGCCAUCCAUGGGAAUACAGGACAGUAAGGAGCUAAACAAAACCUGCUGUCUGAAUGGGGGAACCUGCAUGCUGGGGUCCUUUUGUGCCUGCCCCCCCUCUUUCUAUGGACGGAACUGUGAGCACGAUGUCCGCAAAGAGAACUGUGGGUCUGUGCCCCAUGACACCUGGCUGCCCAAGAAGUGUUCCAUGUGUAAAUGCUGGCGCGGCCGGUUCCGCUGCCUUCCUCAGACAUUUCUACCUGGCUGUGAUGGCCAUGUAAUGGAUGAGCACCUCACAGCUUCCAGGACACCAGCAUCACCACCGGCUGCAUGCACCCCUCUUAUGCUCGCUGGCAUCUGCCUUUCUAUACAAAGUUACUGUUAAUCGUCAUUUGCCUUUUUCCGGAAAUACAAUUUUAGAUGUCACGCAAAUUCCAUACCCAGGAAAGGCUGCCACUCCAAUGUGCUAAGUGAAAGAUGAUUAUUUCUUAGUUGCCUUAAAAUAAUGAAUACAUUU
Galeopterus variegatus (Sunda flying lemur) is the source of this 897-nucleotide messenger RNA. RefSeq names its product teratocarcinoma-derived growth factor 1-like. The record is from RefSeq and is a predicted model, not a curated record. Gene Ontology annotation, molecular function: growth factor activity. The transcript is spliced from 6 exons. The coding region runs from base 202 to 765 and encodes 187 amino acids. Lineage: Eukaryota; Metazoa; Chordata; Mammalia; Dermoptera; Cynocephalidae.